CCGCAUGUGACGUACGUUUGAUCGUUCGUUCUAAACAUUUGCACAAUACGAUUCGUGACAAACGUUAUAAAUAGGAGAUCGGACUUACUUUGUACUUCACAAGUGAAGGAAUCUGUGCGAAGAGGAAGAUAUCGGAGCAAAUGUGAGACCAAGCCUGUGACUCUGCACAACGCUGUUCAGCUUCGAUUCCUUCCGCGCGAAUAUCGCACGGAACACACAGAAAGAUAUAACAGAAGGUCCGCAUCCGUCGAUAAGAGAAGACGUUCAAAAUUAUUACGCUCUCCGAUACAGACCGAUGAGUACCAACAAUUUUCACGUGUAUUAAUUUUUAUAUUUAAUCAAUUAAGCUGAGGAGAUUUUAAUAAACGCUAAAGUACUCGACACAAGGACACACACUUUCUGCAAAACACACACUCUGCACGUAGUGUUUUUUGUUCUUUUGUAAAAAAAACAUCAUUUACGCAGAUAUUACUGUUGGCAUGACGGUUUUAAGACUGUUAAUAACCGCGUUGAUAUUUGGCGUCGCGACCGCUCUUCCCACCAACAGAGAUGCGAGAAAUAUCUCGCACACGGCGAGUAAUUACCGCUUGCCAGACAACGCAGCGCCGAUUCACUACAAUAUCAAAUUAAUACCAUACAUCGAGGAGGGUAAUUUCACUUUCGACGGUGAAUCCAACAUCACUGUCCGGAUUCGUCGGCCAACGCAGAAUUUACGUUUGCACGCGGUGAAUCUGACAAUCGACGAAGCUGCGACAAGUUUGGUCGACAGCAUUGGAAACAGUCACGUGCCCACGGCUCAUAAUUUCGACGAUGUAACGGAAAUUCUAAUAAUCGACUUUGAUAAUGAUCUGUCACCCGGAGUUUAUGUUCUAUAUGUGAAAUUUGUUGGUAUCCUGACUGACGACGACAAUGUCUUCGGCUUCUAUAGAACGUUUUAUCGUACCGAAGACGAUAGAGUGACAUGGUUGGUCGCAACACAGUUCGAACCCACAAUGGCCCGUCGUGCAUUUCCUUGUUGGGACGAGCCGGCGUUAAAAGCCACCUUCAAUAUCUCGAUAAAACACAACCGAAACCUCACGGCUCUGUCGAACAUGCCGAUGCGAGAACAAACGGAAGACGGCAAUGAAGAUGGCAUGAUAUGGACGCAUUUCGAAAAGACUCCGAUUAUGUCCACUUAUCUGGUUGCGUUCGUCGUGUCCGAUUACGUUCGUAUUCCAACUGAAGACAGUACCGUAAACGUGUGGUGCAGACCCGCUUUGGCACCGUACUCACGCUUCGUGGAAAGAGUUGCCACGCAGUCCGCAAAGAUAUUGACGGAAUACACCAACACUACCAACAAGGUGCCAAAAAUGGAUCAUGUCGCGACGCCGAAAUUUCCAAACGGAGGCGCCAUGGAAAACUGGGGACUCAUCAUUUAUGGUGAAAAGGAUUUCACCUACGAUGAGGAACAAAACACAACAGAGGCGAAGCAAAGAAUAGCAGAAGUAGGAGCGCAUGAAAUCACACAUUACUGGUUUGGUAAUUUAGUCACUCCGUCAUGGUGGUCCGAGGUGUGGUUAAGCGAAGGAAUCACGACGUUCUUCACGGAACAUCUUCUCGACGAGCUUUUUCCCGAAUGGCAAAGAAUGAAUUACUUCGUGGUUAAAGUUCAACAAAAGUCCCUCCAUAACGACGUUGAAAAAAAUAUGAUGCCUGUUAUGGCAGACGUUAACACACCCGACGAAAUUUCCUCACUUUUCUCGGACUCUAGUUACGCCAAGGCACCUUCUAUAGUGCGUAUGCUACAACAUAUUGUUACCAAAGAUGUGUUUCGAAAGGGCAUUAUUAAAUUUCUGCACGCCAAUCAGUUCGGUUCAGUUACUUCCGACGACUUUUGGACCGCUUUGCAAGAAGCCUUAGACGAGUCGGAUGUCUCGCACGAUUACAAAAUAAAAGAAGUAAUGGACGCGUGGAUAAAACGAAGGCAUUAUCCCGUGGUAAACGUGACUCGAAAUUACGAGAACGGCGACGUAAUACUGACGCAAGAACACUAUCGCCCGCAAAACACCACCGACAACGACAAGUGGUGGAUACCCAUCACUUUCGCAACGCAAUCGAAUCCUGAUUUUUCCAAGACUUCUCCCUCUUUUUGGUUGAGACCGCAAGAUCAGUCUGUGACUAUAAAAGGAAUCGAUCCGAACGACUGGAUCAUCGUCAACUUACAGGAAACGGGAUAUUACCGCGUUCAAUACGACGACAACAAUUGGUGGAAGAUUGCGACUUACCUCAAUUCGGACAAUUACACAAAGAUUCACGUGCUUAAUCGCGCUCAGCUUAUCGACGACUACGCUCAUCUUGUAAGUUCCACCUCAUUCGAUGAGAAUUUGUUUAUUAAGUUCACGGAGUACUUAAGCAGAGAAACGGACGAUAUACCAUACGUGUCCGCGGCGAAAUUGUUAGAAACACAAGCGACCUUCUUCAAAUUGCCAGACUUUUACCAAAUUAUCAGCUUCGUAAAGUCGCACGUACUGAGAACCUUGAGCGCGCUUGUCAAAAGAGUUGGAUACGAAGAAGAUCCGGCCGAGAAUGACGUUAGGAAGCUUCAGAGAAGCUCGAUUUUAAAGUGGGCAUGCACUUUCGGUCACUCCGGGUGCAGAAAAAUGGCCACUCUUAAAAUGAACGAACAUCUCGCAGAUCCCGAAACACACAAAAUUCCGCCAAAUUUAAAGGAUUGGAUAUUCUGUAAUGGCAUGAUGGAAGCAAACGCGUCUACGUUGUACAAAUUCGUAAAACAAUAUGCCACGUCAGACGAGAACUUUUUAAAUUACUUGACUUGUUCGGAAGAUCCUGAAAUAUUACGUGAUAUUUUAAACGUGUUUUGGAACGAGUCGGCAAUAACAAAUUGGGAGUACGAAACGAUUUUUGAUACUAUUGUCGAGAAACACGCGGACAAUGAUUCGGUGCUUGAUAAUUUAUUAACAACUGUAAAUAACACACUCUCCAGAGGGUACACGCCAAAAAAGAUAUUUACAGAUAUUACUAAUAAUAUUUAUUCUACCGACCAACUUGAAAAGAUAAGCAACUUUGCAAAAAAUAACUUCGACGACAAAAUAUUCAAACAGAUUGAGACCACGAUAGACGAGCGUAGAGCUAAACUGUGCGAUGUAAUUGCUGGACUUCCAUUAAAAAAUAAACUCGAAUGAAAAAAAACUCGAAGAAUCGAAACAACAAGCGAAAUAUGUACGCGUAUAUUUUUUAUGUAUCAUGUUAUUACUGUUAAUAGAAAAAAAGAAUUUGUAGUGAAAGCAAAAUACUAUAAAUUCAAUAUAAUACUAAACUACUACACACUAUGUCGCGUAUGUUUUAUUACUUGUCGAUCCUGUUACUUUUUAUAAAUAUCAGAAAAUGCAUAAAAAAGAGAAUUUGUUUUGCCGCGUCA
Pseudomyrmex gracilis is the source of this 3418-nucleotide messenger RNA. RefSeq names its product aminopeptidase N-like. Gene Ontology annotation, molecular function: metalloaminopeptidase activity; zinc ion binding; peptide binding. The record is from RefSeq and is a predicted model, not a curated record. NCBI's taxonomy places the organism in Eukaryota, Metazoa, Arthropoda, Insecta, Hymenoptera, Formicidae. Gene Ontology annotation, biological process: proteolysis; peptide catabolic process. The transcript has 13 exons. The coding region runs from base 480 to 3182 and encodes 900 amino acids. Gene Ontology annotation, cellular component: cytoplasm.